AUGGACUGCUCGUCCUCCCGUCAUCCAUCCGCCCGAUUCCCCUUCAUCUUGACCGGCCUCUGGGACCGUCACCGACCAGGACCAGACCAAGCAGCGUCGACGCCGCCACCGACCCCAUCACCGGUUCCGUCGCAGGUUGAUGUCGCCCCGUCAGUUCACUCGGCGGAGCGCCUGCAGUUGAGUCGCGAGGCAGCACACAGGGAGGUGACCGAGGAGUUGGAGAGUCUUGUUGGACUUGAGAAUGUCAAACGACAGCUGAACGGCGUACAGAGCUGGGUUCAGAUCUGUCGCCGCCAUGGACGGGAUCCUCGCGAUGAGUGGUAUAACAUUGCUUUCCAAGGGAAUCCGGGGACAGGAAAAAGCACUGUCGCACGCCUCUAUGCCAAAAUGCUAUUCUCCAUGGGCAUAUCCGACUCUGAUGCCAUCCACGAGACCUCGGGCAAGGAAUUGCUCACCAAGGGCCCCGAUGGUGUCAGGGAUUUGAUCUGUACCAUGAUGCGCGCCGAUCUACCCGAGAUGUCGACAGCUGGUGUCCUCGUCAUCGAUGAUCCGCACCAUAUUUCCGAGUCGUCGGAGAGUGAGCGGGUGCAACAGACCCUUGGCUGCAUUCUGGAAGCGAUGGAGCGGAAAAGCGGGCGUAUCAUCGUCGUCUUCAUCGGUCAACGUUCCCUGAUGGAGAAGUUCCUGUGUGGCAGCCCCCAGCUCCGCGAGAGAAUCUGCAGCACCCUUCAUUUCGGGGACUUCGACCGACGCGAGUUGCUGCAGCUCUUAUGGCGGCGGAUCAAUCAAGGAUACCGCGGUCGCAUGCAAGUGGAAGGCGGUCCGGAGAGCCCAUACAUGCAAGUCGUGGCUCGUCGCCUUGCUCGUGGCCGGGGAAAGGACGGGUUCACGAAUGCCCACACUGUCCGCGAGCUCGUUGCCACUGUUGCUAGACGCCAGGCAGAAUACUUGAUGCAGCAACAAGACAGCGGCAGAGACGAUGUUGACUAUUUCUUCUUCUCGAGACAGGAUCUCUUGGGACCGGGGCCUGCCGAUAUCCGAGUGCAGAGUGAAGCGUGGCUGGCUUUGCAGCAGCUUGUAGGCCAGGAAUCCGUGAAAGCCUCGGUUCGUGAGAUUUUUGACCUGGCCGAGGAGAACUACCAAAGGGAAAUCAACAAUCAGCGACGCCUUGCUAUACGGACGAACCGAGUCUUUGUCGGUCCCCCUGGCACGGGCAAAACAACCGCUGCCAGACUCUACGCGCAAGUCCUCGCUGACUUGGGAUUGGUCGGCAAUGGAGAAGUCACUGUCAAGUCCUUGUCCGCUAUGGCCAGGCAAGGUGAAUCCCAAGGGUCGACCGGCGCGAAAACGCUGAUCAUUUGCGUCGAUGAUGCCGAGAUGUCGGCCGACGGAGACUCCAGUGCAUUGGGACACGCGCUGGAUACAUUGACCCAGGAGUUGUCCGACCGUCAAGAGGGUCGUUGCGUGAUUGCUGUUGGAUCUUCGUCUUCGAUGGGACCAAUCCUUCCCACGCUGAGAAAGCAGGCGAACGUCCUAGAUCAUCAGGUCAUCACAUUUGAAAGAUUCGGCCGAGAGCAGCUUAAACAGCUUCUCCAGACAAGGCUUCAAGAGCACGAGAUCGCCAUGACCCAUGAAGCUUUCUUGAAGGCCCUCGAUAUUCUGGACAGCAUUCGCAUGCGGAAGGAUUUCGAUAAUGCGAGUGCAGUCGAUCGCCUUCUCGAUGCUGCGAAUCAGGCCUUCGAAGAAAGGAGAUACAAGGCUCAGGAGCCUCCGACGAAGGCCGAACGGAUUCUCCAGGUGGAGGAUCUUACCUCUGGACAUCUGGGAGCUGGUUCAAUCAUCUGCUCCCGCAACGACAUGUUGCGUUCCCUCGUCCCAGAUGAGAUCAUCGGCCUUCUCGAGAGAUACAACAACGAGAUGAGAGCUUCCUGGAUCCAAGGACGCGACCCAGCACUUCGUGCUCCUCGUACCUUCGUUCUGAAGGGUGCAUGCGGAACCGGUAAAAGGGCCGUUGCACACCAUCUAGGAACACUUUACUACGAUAUGGGAAUUCUCGAUACGAAUGCUCUGGUGGAAUACUCAGUACUCGAUUUUGUCCCCUCCAACUCCGCCCAGACAUCUUUCCGCACACGAGGCCUGUUGGACAGCGCUCGUGGGAAAGCAUUGUUUAUCACGGAUGCGCAUCGGCUGGGGGACAGCGACACCACUGCACAGGUCCUGGACGAGUUUACCAACCUCCUACCUAAGUACCUGCAUCAGAUCGUCGUGAUGCUGGCUGGACCACCCCAUGAAAUGGACUGCCUGCUCGGGAACCGUCCCCGACUGGCGAGUCUAUUCCAAGAGGAAAUCACCUUCCGCACCCCAACGUCUCACGAGUCUCUUCGGUUCUUAGACCGACUUCUCCAGGAGGAGAGUAUCGGUGGAGAACGCCCGUUCCUUACGGACCCUCAAAGCCCGAGUUGUCGCGAGUUCUCCCGUGCGAUUCAUGUGUUGUCCAUGUUCCCCUGCUGGGAUAACAUCCGCGACAUCGACACGUUGAGGCGAUGGAUGGUAUCUGCGUGCAUGCAGAACGUGCCGCUGGACGGCACUUCCAUCCCUCAGCUUCAACUUGGCGAGGAGCAAGCCAUGGAGUGCAUGGUCAAGCUAUACAAUCUCAAGCGGGACCGACUUCGCUUCAAUCACGAUCCCAAGGCGCGGGCCCUUCCCCGUACCCUUUCGCAGCCUCGCAGCGUAGACCGGACUUCUGUGCGGUUUCCUGUCUAG
Molecule: messenger RNA, 2763 nt
Organism: Aspergillus terreus NIH2624
Lineage: Eukaryota; Fungi; Ascomycota; Eurotiomycetes; Eurotiales; Aspergillaceae
Gene: GbpA
Product: protein GbpA
Exons: 4
Coding region: 1-2763 (920 amino acids)
Molecular function (GO): ATP binding; ATP hydrolysis activity
Source: RefSeq, a predicted model, not a curated record